Molecule: messenger RNA, 1599 nt
Organism: Dendronephthya gigantea
Lineage: Eukaryota; Metazoa; Cnidaria; Anthozoa; Malacalcyonacea; Nephtheidae
Product: probable dimethyladenosine transferase
Exons: 12
Coding region: 72-992 (306 amino acids)
Biological process (GO): rRNA methylation
Cellular component (GO): mitochondrial matrix
Molecular function (GO): rRNA (adenine-N6,N6-)-dimethyltransferase activity
Source: RefSeq, a predicted model, not a curated record
UCCAAGUGUUGGGCUGUUGGCAAGGAACGAAGCUUUAAUACUUGGCUAGAAUUAAUAGAAAAGUGCUAAUAAUGCCUAAAGAGAGAAUAAAAAAGAAAUCCAGGCAACAUGGACAAGUUACAAGCCAAGGAAUUCAAUUCAAGACUGAUCUCGGUCAGCAUAUUUUGAAAAAUCCCCUUGUUGUGAACAGUUUGGUGGAAAAGGCAGGGUUGAGAUCAACAGAUACAGUUCUUGAAAUAGGUCCUGGUACAGGAAAUAUGACAGUGAAACUGUUGGAAAAGGUUAAAAAGGUAAUUGCUUGCGAGGUUGAUCCGAGAUUGGUUGCUGAGUUAAAGAAAAGAGUGCAGGGAAUGCCAUAUGCUUCAAAACUGCAGGUGAUAGUUGGAGAUGUGUUGAAAGCAGAACUGCCAUAUUUUGAUGUCUGUGUUGCUAAUCUUCCUUAUCAAAUUUCAUCCCCAUUUGUCUUUAAGCUUCUACUUCACAGACCAUUUUUCAGGUGUGCUGUUCUGAUGUUUCAAAGAGAAUUUGCUCAGAGAUUAGUUGCCAAACCUGGAGAUAAAUUAUAUUGCAGACUGUCCAUAAAUACUCAAUUACUAGCAAGAGUUGAUCAUUUAAUGAAGGUGGGUAAAAAUAAUUUUCGACCACCACCAAAAGUUGAAUCAAGUGUUGUCAGAAUUGAACCGAAGAAUCCACCUCCACCAAUCAAUUUUCAGGAAUGGGAUGGUCUUGUCAGAAUAGCUUUUGUCAGAAAAAACAAAACUUUAGCUUCUUGUUUCAGUUCAAAAGCUGUAUUAGAGUUGAUAGAGAAAAACUACAGAAUUCAUUGUUCACUGAACGAAAUAUUCCUGGAGGAUAAUUUUGAUAUUAAACCAAAAAUUCAGAAAAUUUUAACAGACAACGAUUACGAUAAACGAAGAGCAAGAACGAUGGAUUUAGAUGAUUUCUUGGGGUUAUUACAAUUGUUUAAUUCAAAUGGCAUUCAUUUUGCUUAAAAGUUGCGUGGUGUGGAGAAUGAGCUGUGGCAAGAGAAGGUACGAUUCAGACGUCGUUCUACGAUGAAUUUGCUGUUUACGUGCAUCAUUUCGUAAAUAUUAGUGGACAUUUCCUGAAUGAGACUUUCGCAGCGUGGGUCGUAGUAGAGCGUGUAGGUAGAAAUCCUGGCUUGCGAGGUUGCAAUUAUAUAAACCAUAAAUCACGGAGAUUCUCCCAUGAAUGAAGAAUAAUAUUUGUCCUGUAUCUUUGUUGUACAAUUCUUUGCUGAAGAAUAAUAUUUGUCUUGUAUCUUUGCCGUACAAACUUUACGCUGAUCCAGGAACUUAGAUAUGCUUAGUUUUACCAGACGCAACCUAAUGUUUCAUCUCUUCGAUGUGAAAAAUUUCUCAAUUUUUUAUCAAAAAGGAAAGAAUAUAUAUCGCUUUUCUUCUGUAGUAAUUUUAGUUUUUCUUAGAAGUGAUCUUAGUCUGACUGAAAAAGCAGUCUCGAUAAUGUGGAAAGUCUUCAAUACAUAGAAAAUAAAUUAGGUUUGAAAAAAUUCCGGCUUUCGAAUUUGUACAUCGUCAAGUACUCCGGUACAAUAUAAGAAGUAUAUACAUGCUGAAG